Messenger RNA from Dacryopinax primogenitus, 783 nucleotides. RefSeq names its product Aldo/keto reductase. Lineage: Eukaryota; Fungi; Basidiomycota; Dacrymycetes; Dacrymycetales; Dacrymycetaceae. The coding region runs from base 1 to 783 and encodes 260 amino acids. The record is from RefSeq and is a predicted model, not a curated record. Gene Ontology annotation, molecular function: oxidoreductase activity. The transcript has 5 exons.
AUGCCCCGCCUGGGCUUAGGAGUAUACAUGAACGACGACGUGGGACCGGCGUGCCAGGCAGCAUUCACAGCGGGGUAUAGGCAUGUCGACUCGGCACUGUUUUAUAGGAACGAGGAGGGUGUGGGGGAGGCAGUGAGGGAAAGCCUUAUCCCCAGGGACCAGCUGUUUAUCACGAGCAAGGUGUAUAGUGGAAGGCACGGGUAUGACGAGGCGAACGAGGCGCUGGAAGAGUCCCUUACUAACUUUGGGUUCAACUACCUCGAUUUGUACCUUAUCCACGAUCCGCUUUCUGGGAAGGAGAAGCGUUUAGAGACUUGGCGUGCGCUGGUGGAGAAGCAAAAGGAGGGCAAGUUCCGUACCAUCGGCGUGUCCAAUUACGGGGUGAAGCACCUCGAGGAAAUCAAAGCUGCUGGACUGCCUACUCCUGCCGUCAACCAGCUCGAACUCCACCCUUGGUGUCAACAACGCCCAAUCACGGAGUAUUGUGCUGCUCAGGGGAUUGUCGUCCAGGCGUACACCCCCUUGACUCGGGGGAAGUACUUCGAUGACCCCGUCCUGACAAAGAUCUGUAAUACCCAUAACAAGAGCCCUGCACAAGUGCUCAUCCGCUGGUCGCUGCAACACGAUUUUGUCCCUCUUCCGAAAUCUGUUGACCCGGAACGCGUCCGCGCCAACUCAGAAGUGUACGACUUCAACCUGAGCGAGGAGGAGAUGAACGCACUGGACGGGUGUGAUAAAGGUGAUGCAGGCGCUGUUACGUGGAAUCCGGUCAAUGCGCCUUGA